This is a messenger RNA of Adineta steineri, 774 nucleotides long. The record is from the annotation of a GenBank genome assembly. NCBI's taxonomy places the organism in Eukaryota, Metazoa, Rotifera, Eurotatoria, Adinetida, Adinetidae.
AUGCCUCGAAAUAUUGAAAUAAAAGCUCGUAUUGAUAGUAAUUUAAAUGACUUAAUUGAACGAGUUCGACCAUUUGCUGAUGGUCCUCCACGUCAAUUGACUCAAAGUGAUACAUUUUUUAAUUGUCCAACUGGUGGUAGACUUAAAUUACGUGUUGAACAAGAUUCUCCUGCUCAAUUAAUCUAUUAUGAACGAAAUGAUACGGCAUCAUUAUCGACUCCUAAACUUUCAACAUAUUCAGUUGCAACUAUAAUGUAUCGAAAAACAUGUUUUCAAUGGGGAUUUUAUGAUCCUCAAAUGGCUGGUUCUAUUGAUGGAACUGAUUUAAUUCCACAUGAUCGUGCUAUAAUACGUGCUUAUAAAUCAAAAUAUAAACCACCGAAUAAUUUUUCUUCAACAUUAUUUAUUGGACAUAUUCCACCAUCAUGUACUGGAGAUGAUUUAAAACAAAUCUUUCCUACGGCAACUCAUAUUGAUCUUAUUCGAGAUAUUGUUACACGAGAAUCGAAAGGUUAUGCAUUUCUUACUGGACAAAUUGAUAGAAAAAAAGAUUAUAAAUUUAAUGGACAUUUAUUAUUAAUAGAAGAUGUUGCAUCAAAAAAACUUCCUGGUUGGAAACCAAGACGAUGUGGAGGUGGAUUAGGAGGAAAAAAAGAAUCAGGACAAUUAAGAUUUGGAGGAAGUCAAAGAUCAUUUAAACAACCAUAUUAUCUUAAUGAAAAUAUUAAACAACGAUGGAAAUAUUUAGAAAAACAAUGUGAUAAAAAACAAUAA